This is a messenger RNA of Penaeus monodon (black tiger shrimp), 979 nucleotides long. RefSeq names its product transcription elongation factor A N-terminal and central domain-containing protein 2-like. The record is from RefSeq and is a predicted model, not a curated record. Gene Ontology annotation, cellular component: nucleus. NCBI's taxonomy places the organism in Eukaryota, Metazoa, Arthropoda, Malacostraca, Decapoda, Penaeidae. Gene Ontology annotation, biological process: DNA-templated transcription.
AUGCGUAAAUUAAGCCAAUUUCGGCAUAUCAGUGUCAAAGCUUUAAAUAUUGCUGCCGCUCUUGAAAACAGCAUUAGCAAAGUUUACAACCUAGAGCUUAACCUCUCACAUUUAUUUGGACUAGAAUUCCUAUUUGGAACUUAUAAAGGGAGGUCAACAAGUCUAGUUUCUCCAGAAGUGCAGUGGCAGAAUACUGCCAUGCCACGUAUUAAAAGGUAUCUGAUUGUUUUACACUAUCUGGCUCAGAAGAUUUUGCAGGGUGUUGUGAUAAUAGAAGAUCUUGAGAGAGCCAAGAUUGUUCUGGAACGCAGCGACACAAAGGAGGAGUUGAAGAUUGACACACUUAAACAUCUGAGGAAGAAAAAGCCGGCGAAAGAAGUUCUCGUAAAGACUGGCCUUGGUAAGACCGUUUACAAGUUAAGUAAGAGUAAAGAUGAAGCAAUUGCAGCAGAAGCAAAGAAGGUAUACAGGCUGUGGAAAGACCACUUACUUAGCAAAGUUGGAAAGCCGGUAAUUGAGGUUAAAUGUGACCUCAAAACCCAAAACUUUCGGAAUUCUGCAAGACAGAUGAUAUUAGACGGUCUGAAAAGAGAAGAUGGUGCAGAAGAAGGCCAGAGUUCAGAUGAAGCAAACGAACAAGAGAAAAGAAAAGAAAAGAAAGAUUCUAAGCAUAAAUCAAAAAGAAAAAAGUCAGAGGAUGAAGACAAAGAUGCAAAGGAUGAAAAAGAAAGUGAUUCUAUUGAAGUCCUUGCAGAGUAUAUUGAAAGAGAAGUCUACCAAAGCACUAAGAGACUGAUCAACAAGCCUUAUAAAAGAACAAUAAGAAAUAGUUUUACUCUAAGACAUCAGAAGGAUGUCAGAUUAUCUGUUGUUUCUUCCUCAUUGUCUGUAAAAGACUUUGUGAAGCAAAAUCUCCAAGAGUAGAUGCAUGCUUAAGGAGUGUUUCAGUUUCCUGAAUAAAGAUAUUUUUGGUGGAUAC